UAUAUAAGGAGCUAUCUCUGGCAGUUGGGUUCUAUCUGCAUUGGGAUUAGAGCCUGUCCAGUUUCUUAAAGAAGCAAGAUCUCCUGUGCAGGCGCCGGAGACCGUCCACAGGGCCCUGGGGUCUGUGUGGUCCCAGCCAUGGCCAUGUGGUUUCCUGUCUGCAGAAAUUGGAAGCUGAGGCGCGAGGACUCAAUGGGGCAUUUUUCGCAGCUCCCCAGACAGGACUACGAGGCCCUGAAGGAAAGGUGCCUGAGGGAUGGCAGUCUCUUUGAGGACAAGAGCUUCCCGGCCUCCCUGCGCUCCAUCGGCAGUGGGCCUCUGCUGCGGAAGCUGCCGAGCCGCCUGCAGUGGAAGCGGCCUCCGGAGCUGCACAGCAACCCCCUUUUCUAUUCUGCCAAGGCCAAACGCCUGGAUCUGUGCCAGGGAUUGGUAGGUGACUGCUGGUUCUUGGCGGCUUUGCAAGCUCUGAGUUUGCACCAGGACAUCCUGAGUCGCGUUGUUCCCCUGAAUCAGAGUUUCACGGAGCAGUAUGCUGGCAUCUUCCAAUUCUGGUUCUGGCACUUCGGAAAGUGGGUUCCGGUCGUGGUGGAUGACCGACUACCUGUGAAUGAAGCUGGCCAGCUGGUCUUUGUCUCUUCCACCUACAAGAACUUGUUCUGGGGAGCUCUUCUGGAAAAGGCCUAUGCUAAGCUCUCUGGCUCCUAUGAAGACUUGCAGCGUGGACAGGUGUCUGAAGCCCUUGUGGACUUCACCGGAGGGGUGACAAUGACCAUCAACCUGGCAGAAGCCCCUGACAACCUCUGGGAUGUCCUAACCCGAGCCGCCUGCAGCAGAACCCUGAUUGGCUGCCAGACCCACUGUGGGCAGCGGGUGCUGGAGAAUGGGCUGGUGGAUGGCCAUGCCUAUACACUCACAGGCAUCUGGAAGGUGACCACCAGACAUGGACCUGAGUAUCUCGUGAAGCUGCGGAACCCCUGGGGGAAGAUAGAGUGGAGAGGAGACUGGAGUGACAGCUCGAGUAUGUGGGAUCUACUGAGCCCCAAGGAGAAGAUUAUGCUGCUGAGAAAAGAUGAUGAUGGAGAAUUCUGGAUGUCACUGCGGGACUUUAAAGCACAUUUCAUGCUUCUGGUCAUCUGUAAACUGAGCCCAGGCCUGCUGACUCAGGAGGUGGGCCAAAAGUGGUCAUACACCCUGCUGGAGGGGAGAUGGAAGAAUGGGAGCACUGCUGGGGGCCAGAUGAAAUCGCCCCGAGACACAUUUUGGAAGAACCCGCAGUUCCUGCUGUCGGUCUGGAGGCCCCAGGAGGGCAGGAGGUCCCAGAUGCUCUGCAGCGUGCUGGUGUCCCUGCUCCAGAAGCCCAGACACCGGCACCGCAACCGGAAGCCUCACCUCGCCAUUGGCUUCUACCUCUUCAGGGUGAACCAGAGCUUUGAUGCCCAGAAGAAACUGCCCUCUGAGUUCUUCUGGAAAAAUGCUUCCCUGAGUCGCCCUGUGACGUUUCUCACAGAGAAGGAAGUGAGCCAGGAACUGUGGCUGGAGCCAGGGAUGUACGUGAUCGUGCCCUGCACAUCUGAGGCCCGGCAGGAGUCUGAGUUCGUCCUCAGAGUCUUCUCCAGGAAGCACAUCUUUUAUGAAAUUGGCAGCAAUUCCAGUGUCAUCUUCUCUAAGGAAAUUGUAGACCAAAGUGAAGGGAAGGAUGAAUUCUUCACCAAACUCUUUGAAAAGUAUCCAGAAAUAAAUGCGAUCCAACUGCAGAAUAUCCUGAACCAUAUGCCCUGGUCAGGUCUAGGAAGCAAACAGCCUUUCUUCAGCCUUGAGGCCUGUCAGGGUAUCCUGGCUCUGCUGGAUCUUAACGCAUCCGGCACUGUGAGUAUCCAGGAAUUCAGGGACCUGUGGAAGCAGCUGAUGUUCUAUCAGGAGGUUUUCCACAAGCAAGACACUAACCGGUCAGGAUCCCUGAAUUGGGCCCAACUGAGGGCUGCCAUGAGGGAGGCAGGAAUCGUGCUCAGUGAUGAUGUCUGCCAACUGAUGCUUAUCCGCUACGGCCGCCCCGACCUCCAGAUGGACUUCGUCAACUUUGUCCACUUGAUGCUGCGUGUGGAGAACAUGGAGGAUGUCUUCCAAAACUUGACCCAAGAUGGCAAAGGGAUAUACCUCCAGAAGCCAGAGUGGCUAAUGAUGGCUCUGUACUGCUGAGAAGGCUGGAAGCUCACUGAUCCUCACUGAGGACUCUGCAUAUGGACCAAGAGUGGCCUUUAGCUGAGACCAACCCACAUUCAACCCGCCUACAAUUCUUCAGGACCGUGUCUCCAGUCAUCACGUUCUCAUCUGGGAGGAUGGGCAGCAUACAAAAAGAGAAGUGAGGAAGUAAAGAUUGCCUUGGGGUUGUCAAGAGCAGCUCUUCUCCCCAGUGACCACAACCAUAAGCAGAGACAUGGCUUGAUUGACUCUGGGUUGGUGUGCUUACCUUUG
This is a messenger RNA of Dama dama (fallow deer), 2472 nucleotides long. It is a transcript of the gene CAPN14, whose product is annotated as calpain 14. Bases 139 to 2196 code for a protein of 685 amino acids. The record is from RefSeq and is a predicted model, not a curated record. Gene Ontology annotation, biological process: proteolysis. Lineage: Eukaryota; Metazoa; Chordata; Mammalia; Artiodactyla; Cervidae. Gene Ontology annotation, molecular function: calcium-dependent cysteine-type endopeptidase activity; calcium ion binding. The transcript has 22 exons. Gene Ontology annotation, cellular component: cytoplasm.